UAUACAUAAUUAUACUUGAGAACAAUAAUUUAAGUGGACAGUAUAUUAACUACAGACUUUAAACAUUUUAAGGAAUAAGAUUAUGAGUGAAAACACAUUUCAAGCUGUUUAAUUUCCAACCGUUGGAUCUUCCGUUUCCCUCCAAAAAGAUCAGCUCAUAUGACCUUUUCCUCAGAAACAGAGGAAAAACAAAAAAGAAACAGAGGAAACGUUUCAAUGGCGGAUCUAAAGAACCUCUUCCUCAUCACGAAGCACCAGAUUUUUCUAACUUCACUCUUCUUUCUCUCCCUCUUCCUCCUCUCCUCGUCCCUUCUCCCAGUUCUCUCUCCCUCGCUGAUCGUCUCCAGCUUCACCUCUCGUCUUCUCACAGCCGCUAACUUCUUCUCCUCACCUUCUCCCACUUCAGCUUCUUCAGACACAGCCACGCUAUACUCUGUUUCCCCGAGAAGAAUCCGAGUCAAGAACGAGUCCAACAAGAUAGAACUGAGUUCUUGCGACAUAUUCGACGGAAGCUGGGUCUCCGACGAUACUAAACCGGUUUACUCUCCCGGUUACUGCCCUUUCGUUGAAGAUAAGUUCCACUGCUUCAAGAACGGUAGACCCGAUUCUGGUUUUCUCCGUUAUCGUUGGCAGCCUCACGGAUGCUCGAUUCCUAGGUUCGAUGGGAAGAAGAUGCUGAAGAUUCUGAGAGGGAAGAGGCUUGUUUUCGUUGGAGAUUCGUUGAAUAGAAACAUGUGGGAGUCUCUGGUUUGCUCACUUAGGUCAGCGUUGGAAGACAAGAACAGAGUUUCGAAGGUUUCUUGGAGAAGAAGUAACCUUCGAAACGAAGGGUUUUACGGUUUUAGAUUCAAAGACUUUGAAUGCUCUGUGGACUUCAUCAAGUCACCGUUCCUCGUUCAAGAAUCAGAGGUUUUAGAUGGUUACGGGAAGAGGAAAGAGACGUUGAGGCUUGACGUGAUCCAAGGAUCGAUCAAGAAGAUAUACAGAAACGCAGCUGUUAUUGUGUUCAACACUGGUCACUGGUGGACUCACCAGAAAACAUAUGAAGGGAAAGAUUAUUUCCAGGAAGGGAAUCGAGUUUACGAGAAGUUAGGAGUGAAAGAAGCUUACACGAAAGCUCUUCAUACGUGGGCUGAUUGGGUUGAUUCCAAUAUCAACAUGACAAAAACUAGAGUCUUCUUCGUUGGCUACUCCUCUUCACAUUUUAGAAAAGGGGCGUGGAACGCAGGAGGGCAAUGCGAUGGAGAAACAAGACCGAUACAAAACAAGACGUAUACAGGAGGGUAUCCAUGGAUGAUGAAAGUGGUGGAAUCAGUGAUCUCGGACAUGAAAACGCCUGUGUUUUACAUGAACAUUACGAAGAUGACUUGGUAUCGAACCGAUGGUCACCCUUCGGUUUACAGACAGCCUGUGGAGGUCCGUGGAAGUUCUCCUGCAACCGGAAUGUUCCAAGAUUGUAGCCAUUGGUGUCUACCUGGAGUUCCAGACUCAUGGAACCAGCUUCUUUAUGCUACUCUGCUAGUUUCACGUAGUUCCUUGCCUUACAAGUCACUUGGAACUCUCUUGUGAGAUGGUAUGAAUAUAGUUUAACUCCACUAACAAAAAUAGCGAUGGAAAUAAAUAGUUCUAGCUAGGUUUUUUGUUUUGUUCUGUGUGUAAAAGAAUAUACCUUAUUUCUUUUUUUUUUUUUUGCUAAAUCUAUACCUUAUUUCUUUCGGACGCAUAUUCGUUUGUAUUAGUUUUGAGCACAUACAUUAUUGUAGCUAACGUACACUUGAUUGGCAAUGAGUUAAAGUUCCAGCUUGUGCCAUGUGCACCUGUAGAUACACAUGAUCGUGAUGGGGCUUCGCACCCAUUCCGAUUAUACCAACAGUUUCUCUCUUUUUCAUUGGUAAAUCGUGUGACCAGUAUUUUUUUAAACUAAUCGUGUUUGUGAGGAAAUACCCUAGCUUGUUUUAUCACUCUCUUCUUAACUUAUAUACGUAUAAUCGUAUUUAUUCAUAUCAAACUACGAUGUUUUAAGUACGUUGUGACAACGGUCCACGAUACAAAACAAAUAUCUUGAUUUUAUAUCCUUUGGUCUUUCUCAUUUGUGAUUUGUUUUUGGAGGAUUUAUCAAAACUUAUUGUUUUUUUUUUUUGCAAUUGUUUGUGUACAUAUUUACAUUACAUUAUUACUAAUUUGUAUUUCUCUAUAAAAAUGCAAACCAAAGGAAUCCAUACUUUGUGAAUUCGAAUGUUCUCAUCAGUUUAAACAAAUCCGCAUAAAUGUUAGUUUUGAAGGAUAUACAGGUAAUGAAAUCAGUAGGUCAAGUUGAUUAUUAUGUGUAAAAAUGUCUUAGAAUUCUGAUCUCAUCAACUGUAUAUCCCGCAAAACUUUUGUUCAUGGUUGAUCUUCG
This is a messenger RNA of Brassica rapa (field mustard), 2398 nucleotides long. RefSeq names its product protein trichome birefringence-like 4. NCBI's taxonomy places the organism in Eukaryota, Viridiplantae, Streptophyta, Magnoliopsida, Brassicales, Brassicaceae. The record is from RefSeq and is a predicted model, not a curated record. Gene Ontology annotation, molecular function: O-acetyltransferase activity. Gene Ontology annotation, cellular component: Golgi apparatus.